GUUUUGUGUCUAUUUGAUUAAAAUUAUUAUGAUACUCAAAUAUAUUUAUUAAUUUUUAUUCUAUCAAAAGUGCAGUGAUAGUUAUCUUCGUUAUUUCAGUUCAGAACAAAUAAAGAAUUUUUCAGAAAACUUAACCUUAAAAAAUUAGACGCUGUCAAACAAGAAUUAGGAAAAGAUUUGAUUAUAUUUGGAAGAAAAUGGUUAUUUCAUAGCACAAAAACCUCAACAAAUAUAAUGUGGCCUUUGCUACUUGAUAUGACUAAAGAAGAAUCAGUCCAAAACUUAAGAAACUUGGAACUUGAAGCUUACUCCCAACUUGUUUCUGCUUUACGAGCACAAGGCUACCCUAAUGCAGAUAAACUUAAAUUAUUAAAAGACACUGGUUAUCUUUUAAAUAUCUCUUUAGAUAGGCAUAAAGCUGAAGUAAGGAGAGCCAUUAGUGAUGAAAAAUUAAAUACUAUUGCAUAUCAUAUGACAGGUCAUACAGCAUCCCGUGAAGAUUGGGCAAAGGAAGGCCAAAGGCUAGUACCUCUUUUGACAAGAGAAGCUCCCCAAACUCUGUAUUCUUUAGUCGCCAAUGAUGCCUCUGAGAGCGCUAGUCAAUGUAAUAAAUUACUUCCCCCACCAGCUAGCACAGAACGAAAAAGACCAGUUGUUUCCCCUGUGACGGCACUUGCAACUCCAGAGACUAGCAAAACUAUACCAUUUAUGAAACAAGAAGAGAAUGUAAGUAAGAAACGAAAGCUAAUGGUUCCGGAAAAUACAAAUAUAAAUCAGAAUGUGUUGGGUCCUAAGUUAUGUAGGAUACAGCAAGUGUACAGGCAACGAACGAAACUAAAACCAAAAGAAAUUGUUAAAAAAGUAGACCAUGAACAUUCUGAGUUGGUUCAACACAGAAUGAUCCACCCGGGAUCAAUCCACUCAUUUUCGCAGUCUCAUACAGGCUUAAGUUCAUCCUCACAAUCUUCACAGUCACAAUUUGUAAACCAAAGAAUACACAUUCUCCAAAACAUUAGUUUGCAAUCGGUCAAAGAAGAAUUACCCGAUGAAGAACUGACUGAUGGCAAUAAUUCUGAAACACCGGAACACUCCAUAGUUCCACAAGUACCGUUGUGUUCCAAUGAAAACCAGGCACCCAAGCCUAAAGUAAUAACGACCGUCAAGCCCAACGCUAGCAUUACAGUUAAACAAGUGUCACCCCAAACCGCGGGCCCCAGCACUGAACCUCAGAAAUGCAUAAAAAUUACACCUAAAACGCCUAUAACGAAAACUGUUAACUCUGGUCAAAAAUUAAUUGUAGUAUCUAAUGCCCAAACGAUACCUUCCAACAGUAUUUUACAAAGGACACUUCAAAUUCCCUUCGUUAAAAAUAUAUCCAUAAAAAAAUUAGAUAAAUUUAAAAUUGUUACCAGCAAUUCUACCUCAACAAAUUUACAUUUAACUAAUGUAACCAAUUCCGGAGCCAAUUCUGUUAAACAUAAAGUUGUGACAGUCAAAACUAAUCCAGCUACUAAAAAAGUUAUUCCUCUUUCCCAAUUACAAGUAAUGAGCUCCAAGGGUAGUAUUAAAGUAGUGCCUCUAGGAGGUAAAAUUGUAGGGAAGUCAAUGUCUGGUACUUCAUCGCCUCUCUACAUUGUGAAUUCAACUCAAGUAUCUAAAUCUACGACUACACCGACUAUUACUACAAGCAAAUUACAAAUGGAAAAACCUGAUGUUAAAUUAGAGGAAUCAGGAGCUGAAAUUGGUAGUAGCGCGUCCACGACCACAACAAUCUGUAAUAGAGAGAAUGGAAAAUCAUCUGUUUUGGAAGAUAUUCUUAAAGCAUCGGGUGUAAUAGCUGAAGAAAAUGCCGUAGAGGAUUAUGAUUCAAAAAUUGCAGAGUUCCAUAUUUCUCAAAAUAAAGGGGGGAGUGAAAACGAGAGUGAUCAAUUAGAGGAAAUAGAUAUAUGUGAAAGUAAUGUGGAAUGUACUUCAAUAACAGAUGACAAAAUCCAAGAAGACUGUAUAAGUAAUGAUAUUGAACAAAAUAUAAAAGUGGAAGAAAAGAUGGAGUUCGAUGUAAAUGAAAUAGCCGAAUUUGAAAAUUCUCUAAGUCUUACCUCCCACUUAUCUGAAGAAAUAACAACCGAAGAAGUUCCUUUAGACGUUUUAAUGGAUGUUGAAGUAUCGAAAAUUAGUGAUACCGAGUGCAACUGAUAUUUAUUUAAUUUGUAAUUUAACUUAUGUACAUUUAUUCCCUUUUUGUAUAUUUUGUAUGUUUGCUAGGCAUUGUUGUUUUAUUUAAAUCUAAAUCAGUUUUCCUCUUGGGCUGUUUAGAAAAUUAAAGGUUUGCUC
Molecule: messenger RNA, 2334 nt
Organism: Diabrotica balteata
Lineage: Eukaryota; Metazoa; Arthropoda; Insecta; Coleoptera; Chrysomelidae
Source: the annotation of a GenBank genome assembly